Molecule: messenger RNA, 1898 nt
Organism: Centruroides sculpturatus (bark scorpion)
Lineage: Eukaryota; Metazoa; Arthropoda; Arachnida; Scorpiones; Buthidae
Gene: ArfGAP1
Product: ADP-ribosylation factor GTPase-activating protein 1-like
Exons: 13
Coding region: 436-1824 (462 amino acids)
Biological process (GO): regulation of ARF protein signal transduction; regulation of endocytosis
Cellular component (GO): Golgi membrane
Molecular function (GO): GTPase activator activity
Source: RefSeq, a predicted model, not a curated record
AAGUUCUUCAAAAGAACUACUUUUCUUUGAUUGCUUUGUUAACUGCUUUUGACAUACAACAAUUAACAAUGCUACAGUAUUGUGCAUUGUUUCAAAACAUUUCUUUUUCCUAAGUUGGAUGUAAGUCUUAACUCAUAAAGUAGCCCUUGGAUAAGGUCAAAAGUGUUCGUUUAAUGAAUUAUUAAAGUUUUGUCACUGGAAGUAAAGGCAAACCUUUUGAACAACAAUUUUUCAGAAUAAAUUUGAAUAGCCACAAGGUCAAUGUAUUUUAUUUCCUUGUUCAACAACUAACUGUCACCUGGUCACCGAGUUUAAAAAUAUUCCUAAUUUUCGAAAUUUACUCCUGUUAAAAAAUUUCACAAAAUAUUUUCUAUACUCUGCUUAGGUUAAAAAUCAAGAUUUUGUAAUAGAGAAGAAUACAAUAAUUAGAUAAAAAUGGCAAGUCCGAGAACUCGUAGAGUAUUACAAGAUUUAAGACCACGAGAUGAUAAUAACAAUUGUUUUGAAUGUGGUGCCCAUAAUCCCCAAUGGGUAAGCGUGACAUAUGGAAUCUGGAUAUGCUUAGAAUGUUCUGGAAAGCACAGAGGUCUUGGUGUUCAUUUAAGCUUUGUUCGUUCUGUGACAAUGGAUAAAUGGAAAGAUAUUGAAUUAGAAAAGAUGAAAGUUGGAGGAAAUAAAAAAGCUAAAUUAUUUUUAGAAAAACAGUCUGAUUGGGAUGCCAACUUGCCACUUCAAGAGAGAUAUAACACAAAAGCUGCUGCUUUAUACAGAGAUAAGAUAGCAACAGAAGCUCAAGGGAAAUCUUGGUCAAUUGAAACUUCAUCAGCAAAAAAUUAUACACCCCAUAUCAUUCCAAAAAACUCAUCUAACAAUAGUCUACAUUCUUUAAAUUCAACUGGAAAUUUUUCUUAUCAAGAUUCUAAUAGUAACAGUCAGUUUGAAGAAUGGGAUAGUUUAGGUUCAGGAUAUCAAAGCAACAUUCCUUCUAAUCAAGGGAGUCGUUAUACAGGCUUUGGCUAUUCUGCACCUCCACCUCCUCGUAGUCAUUCUCAAGAAGUAUUUGAUGGAGCUAUGGCUUCGUUGUCUUCUGGUUGGUCAACAUUUGCUUCUGGAGCUACUAAAUUUGUUUAUAAAGCAUCAGAGGGUGUUGUAAAAUUAGGAUCUGCUGCAUCUCAGAAAGUAACAGAAAUUACAGAAACUGUAAAUGAGAAGGUAAAAGAAGGCUCAUUAAUUGAAGAUCUCCAAACGCAAGUACAUACAAUAGGAAAUAAGGUUGUAGAUGUAAGUAAGAAAGGUUGGCAAGAUUUGUCUGUAAUGUUUAGUCAAAAAGCAACAACUUUGGAAACUGCGGAAGGAGCACCUACAGAAAAAUCUUCUCUUCUAGGAGGCUCCAUAAAUAAGGAUUCAAAUAGGAAUAAAGAUAUAGAUAAAAGUAAUACACCUUUACUUGAUGAAACUUCAAAUUCUCCAGAUAAGGAUUCCUGGAGUUGGCAUGAUGAGGAAAACAAAAGCCAGCAAACAAGCCCAGUUAAAACAAAGAAAUCGCCUUCGGCCGCCGAGUGGAAUGCAGAAGAAUGGAAGUCGAAACCGAAUCGUGCCAACAAGAAUAGUAAAGGAAAACAAAGUUCUAGUAUUAAUCACUCAAAUAAAGGAAAAGAUAUCAAACAGUGUCAGGAAGGAGAAAAGCUAUUAAUAGAUUUUGGAGAGGAAUCUAAAUCUGGAAACGGCGAAGUAGAAGGUAACUGGGGAUGGGAGGAAGACGAUUGGGAAGACUUGGAAACAUCUAGUAAAGGAUACCAAAGGAUAGGCUCAAAAAAAGACUAAUUUGUCAAAACGUAAAAUUUUCUGAUGAGGGUUUAUGAAUUUUCUCCAACUAAAAAAAAAAUCUGUGACUGGAA